AUGCCCAAGAUCCGCACGACGAGGACAAAAAAGCCCCCAGAGGGCUACGAGGAGAUUGAAGCGAUUCUCGACGACUAUGCAAAGAAGAUGCGCGACGCGGAGAACGAGUCGCACGAAGGAAAACGGAAGAGCGAAUCACUCUGGCCUAUUAUGCGCAUAUCUCAUACUCGGUCGCGUUACGUCUACGAGCUAUACUAUAAACGUGAAGCCAUAAGCAAAGAGUUGUACGACUGGCUCUUGAAGGAGGGAUAUGCGGAUGCCAACUUGAUUGCAAAGUGGAAGAAGAGUGGCUACGAGAAGUUGUGCUGUCUACGAUGCAUCCAGACCCGGGACAUGAACUACCAAGGUUCGACUUGCAUCUGUCGCGUUCCCAAAGCCCAGUUGAGGCAAGGAACCAUCGUUGAAUGUGUACAUUGCGGUUGCCGAGGUUGUAGUUCGGACUCAUAG
Molecule: messenger RNA, 447 nt
Organism: Peniophora sp. CBMAI 1063
Lineage: Eukaryota; Fungi; Basidiomycota; Agaricomycetes; Russulales; Peniophoraceae
Source: the annotation of a GenBank genome assembly